Molecule: messenger RNA, 804 nt
Organism: Dermatophagoides farinae (American house dust mite)
Lineage: Eukaryota; Metazoa; Arthropoda; Arachnida; Sarcoptiformes; Pyroglyphidae
Source: RefSeq, a predicted model, not a curated record
UGAAUCAAUGUAUCAUAAUAGUGGUAGUAUAUGUGAUUUGCUCGUAAAAUUAUUAAAAAAUAUUGUUGUUGUUGUCAUAAAUUGUGAUGUGAAACAACAAUCUAAUAAUAUCGAAUGGAUCAACAAUCCAUUAGUAGCUCAACAAUGAUGGGAAAAAAGCCAAAAUAUCCUGAUCCUAAUCUUGUCGAUGAAUAUGUCACUGCUGCAAUACAACAACGUUAUGAUAUCGAUGAUGAACCAUCGCGUGGUAAUGAAGGUGAUGAUGAAGAUGAUGACGACGACGAUGAUGAUGUUGUACGUAAUGAAGUUGAUGAUGAAGUUGACGAUGAUGAUGAUGAUGAUGAAGUAGUCGUCGACGAAGAUCCAAGUUCAAGUUUGGCCACAGGUUCAGGAAUGAUUAACCAUGGACUAGCUGAUCCAAUAAUCGGUAUUAUUGAUCAUGAUUUCAAUCAAUCAUUAGCACGACAACGUAUAUCGGCAAUACAGAGUCGUAUGAAAAAUUUUGAAACAAUAUUAACACAUCUUAAAUGUCAAUUAAAUAAUAUGCAUAAACAUGAUAAUGAAAUGCUUAAAAAAGUGGUCACUUUAAACGAUGAGAUUGCUGAAUUAAAUCUAUUAGAAAGUUAUGAAUCAUCGAAAUUAACAUCAACAACAAAUUCUAUUAAUAAUCAUCAUCAAACGGAAAAUUUUUCCGAUUUAGUUCUUGCUGCCGCUGAAUAUGGCCAUCAUCAACAACAUUCACAUCAUCAUUCAAUAGAUUCAUCAUCAUCAUCAUAUCAUAUGAUGAAAAAUACUAAUUACUAG